This is a messenger RNA of Triticum dicoccoides, 1285 nucleotides long. RefSeq names its product peroxidase 2-like. Gene Ontology annotation, molecular function: heme binding; peroxidase activity. Gene Ontology annotation, biological process: hydrogen peroxide catabolic process; response to oxidative stress. The coding region runs from base 68 to 1018 and encodes 316 amino acids. The record is from RefSeq and is a predicted model, not a curated record. The transcript has 4 exons. NCBI's taxonomy places the organism in Eukaryota, Viridiplantae, Streptophyta, Magnoliopsida, Poales, Poaceae.
CACAAAAAAGGUGAGGCAGAAACACCAAAUAACAUUGUGUAUUAUACACUAGUGGUUUAGAUUAGCGAUGGCUUCUGCUCCUUGUCUUAGCUUACUGGUGCUCGUGGCAAUGGCCUCCGCGGCAUCGGCGCAGCUGUCGCCGACGUUCUACCUCGCAUCGUGCCCGAGCGCGUUGUUCAUCAUCCAAACUGCGGUCCAGGCCGCAGUGAAUAGCGAGCCCCGCAUGGGGGCGUCGCUGGUCCGGCUUCACUUCCACGACUGCUUUGUCGAUGGAUGUGACGGAUCCGUUCUGUUGGCAGACACGGGGAGCUUCGUCGGCGAGCAGGGGGCUGCUCCCAACGCCGGUUCCAUUCGAGGAAUGAACGUCAUCGACAACAUCAAGACCCAGGUCGAGGCCGCCUGCACGCAGACCGUCUCCUGCGCUGACAUCCUCGCCGUCGCCGCCCGUGACUCCGUCGUUGCGCUGGGAGGGCCAACAUGGCCUGUUCUUCUGGGGAGGAGGGACUCCACGACCGCAAGCAAGACCAAUGCAGAAAAUGACCUCCCACCUCCUACCUUCGACCUCCAAAACCUCACGACCGCGUUCGCCAACAAGCAGCUCAGCAUAACAGACAUGGUUGCGCUCUCAGGCGCCCACACGCUCGGACAAUCGCAGUGCCGGUUUUUCAGGAACAGGAUCUACAACGAGGCCAACAUCAACACGGCCUUCGCGACGGCGCUCAAGGCCAACUGCCCCCAGUCCGGCGGCGACAGCAGCCUGGCGCCGCUGGACACAGCGACGCCCAACGCGUUCGACAACGCCUAUUACAGCAACCUGAUUUCGCAGAAGGGGCUCCUACACUCGGACCAGGCGCUGUUCAAUGGCGGCGGUGCCGACAACACGGUCAUGAGCUUCGCGUCCAGCGCAGCGACAUUCAACAACGCCUUCGCCACAGCCAUGGUGAAGAUGGGGAACAUUGCGCCGAAGACUGGGACGCAGGGGCAGAUCAGGCUCGUCUGCUCCAAGGUCAACUCGUAAUCUCCACGCCGCCGACGCUCUGCUGCUGCUACGCAUGCAUGAAUGAAUUAAUAAGGUCUCGGAGACCAGCUGUACCAGCACCUACGAGUACGUAGCGUGUGUAUUUGGGCGGGUGGUUGGAAAUUGUACUUGUGCAUGUGUGCAUCUACACAUGUGUAACAAAUUCUCGUGCAAAAGCACGACGAAUUGCUUCCUUUUAUCUAUGACAUCUGUACUUUGAGAUGUUACUAUCUGGCAUCUGCCACUUGAAGUCUUUAACCCUCUCCA